Lycium barbarum (goji berry) is the source of this 4018-nucleotide messenger RNA. Its product is annotated as receptor-like protein 34. The record is from RefSeq and is a predicted model, not a curated record. Gene Ontology annotation, molecular function: protein binding. Bases 676 to 3855 code for a protein of 1059 amino acids. The transcript has 2 exons. NCBI's taxonomy places the organism in Eukaryota, Viridiplantae, Streptophyta, Magnoliopsida, Solanales, Solanaceae.
UCUUUAACUUUUCUGCAGCCUGAUUCUUUUUCUUAGACCAUCACUAUCUCAGAAAUUGUUAAAAGAAUCUGUGGAAAAUUUCUUCAAGUGUAUUUAUUUGAGUUAUAUAUUUAAAAAAAAAAAAAAGAGUAAGAGAUUAUUACCAGUGAGAUAUGAGUUAUGCAAUGAAUCGGGUUGUAUUUUUUAAAUUAAAUUUGUAUAUAUCAAACUAAAAAUAAAUGAAAUAGUAAAAGUUAAAAAUAUAUAAAAUAGUAAAAUCUUAUCACCCACCGGAAGUUGGAUUUUCCAGCAUAUGUGACUUCUGUGUUAGUAAGGGUAAACUUUUGUGGCUUUUGUGCUAGAAAAUAUAGUUAGGUGACUUGUGAAAAAAAUUAAAGUUGUGUCACCAUAUGUGAAAUUUACUCCCUAAAUAUGUGCACAAUAUUUCUUUUAAGUUUACUUAAUUUAUUUACGCUUCAAGGUAUUCAUUCAAUUUUGGUUUCUAAUUUUUAUUUUCAACAUUAAAAGCCCCAACUACCAAAUUUACUAGAAGAAUCUGUAGAGAACUUUUGAAGUGUGGUUUAGCAAGUCUUUAACAACCUUUGAAGUGUGGGUUAGCAAGUCUUUAACAACAUUUGACCCAAGUCAAGUGAAAUGAAGUGUUGAUAUAGCUAUAAAUACGUAUGGAUUGUGAUAAUGGAUUUUGUAAGAAACAUUGUGUUAUUUGCUGAAAACAAACAAAAGAAAAUGGCAAGUCUCUUUUUCUUUUAUUCACUUGUCUGUUUUGUCUUUCUAAGUCAAAGCUUUUCUUCAUCAUCUGUGCAUCAUCUUUGCUCUUUCAGUGAAGCUUCUGCUUUGCUUCAAUUUAAGAAACCCUUUGGAAUCUCCUUAGAAAAAUCUGAUUGGUGUGAUAAUUCUUCUUUCCCGAAAACAUCAUCUUGGAAUGAGAGUAGGGAUUGUUGCAGUUGGGAUGGAGUCAAGUGUGACAUGUUAACGGGUCAUGUUAUCGGCUUGGACCUUAGUUGCAGUAAGCUUUCAGGAACUAUUCAUCCCAACAGCAGCCUCUUCCAAAUUCAUCUUCUUCGGAGUCUAAACCUUGCUUACAAUAACUUCAGUUCUUCAUCAAUUCCAAGUGGCAUUGGCCGCUUGAGGAAUUUGAAGCAUCUUAACCUUUCUGGCUCUCUGUUUGAUGGUAAAAUCCCAAUAGAAAUCUCACACCUUUCCAAUCUGGUUUCACUUGAUCUUUCUUCUCUUGGUGGAUGUGAACUUGACCAGAAAACAUUUGAAACACUGCUUCAAAACUUCACAAAUCUGAAAGUAGUUUCUCUCUCUGGUGUCAACAUCUCAUCUCCAAUACCUAUGAAUGUGUCUUCUUCAUUCAGGUACGUGAAUCUGGAAGGUACCAAUUUGCAAGGUGUUCUGACAGAGAGCUUCUUUCUUCUGCCAAACUUGGAAAGGCUCAAUUUGGGUGACAAUUAUUUCACUGGCCAGAUUCCUAAUUCCAUUGGCAACCUAACCCAAAUUAGGGAGUUAGAUUUACGUUGGAAUCAUUUCACUGGCCAGAUUCCUAAUUCCAUUGGCAACCUAACCCAAAUUAGGGAGUUAUAUUUAAAUGAUAAUUAUUUCACUGGCCAGAUUCCUAAUUCCAUUGGCAACCUAACCCAAAUUAGGGAGUUAGAUUUAGGUGAUAAUGAUUUCACUAGCCAGAUUCCUAAUUCCAUUGGCAACCUAACCCAAAUUAGGGAGUUAGAUUUACGUUGGAAUCAUUUCACUGGCCAGAUUCCUAAUUCCAUUGGCAACCUAACCCAAAUUAGGGAGUUAUAUUUAAAUGAUAAUUAUUUCACUGGCCAGAUUCCUAAUUCCAUUGGCAACCUAACCCAAAUUAGGGAGUUAGAUUUAGGUGAUAAUGAUUUCACUGGCCAGAUUCCUAAUUCCAUUGGCAACCUAACCCAAAUUAGGGAGUUAGAUUUACGUUGGAAUCAUUUCACUGGCCAGAUUCCUAAUUCCAUUGGCAACCUAACCCAAAUUAGGGAGUUAGAUUUACGUUGGAAUCAUUUCACUGGCCAGAUUCCUAAUUCCAUUGGCAACCUAACCCAAAUUAGGGAGUUAUAUUUAUAUAGUAAUCAUUUCACUGGCCAGAUUCCUUCAACAAUCUCUAAUUUGAAGCAGCUCACAUAUGUAAAUCUUUCAAAUAACUCUCUUGGAGGCGAAAUUCCCAAUGUUUUCUCUAACCUCCAAGAGCUAGAGCAAUUGGAUUUGUCUGGCAACUCACUGAAUGGCACAAUACCCUCUUGGGUGUUUAGCCUCCCUUCCUUAAAUACAUUGAGUCUCCAUCACAAUCAAUUCAGUAGAGUGGCUGAUGAGCUCAAAGCAAACUCAGCAUUAGAGCAUUUGGAUUUAAGUCAUAAUCAACUCAGUGGUCCUUUUCUUCAAUCACUUGAGAAUCUCACUAACCUAUCCUUCCUUGACCUUUCAUCAAAUAACAUGGAUGCAGGAAUAAAUAUCACUUUUCCUAGCCUAAAAGUUUUGUUCUUAUCAUCUUGUGAACUGAAGGCUUUUCCACACUUGAGAAAUUCAACAGCACUUAGGUUGUUGGAUCUUUCUAACAAUAAGAUUGAUGGUCCAAUACCUAACUGGUUUAGCGGCAUGAGGUGGGACUCAUUGGAGUACCUAAACCUUUCUCAUAGUUCACUUACAGGACAUAUAGAACAACUUCAUUACCCUAAUCUACAGUAUCUUGAUCUUAAAUUUAACUCCCUUCAAGGUCAGCUACCUUCUUCUAUCUGUAAUAUGAGCAGCCUUACAUUUUUAGAUUUAUCCCACAACAACUUCAGUGACUCUGUUCCAAAUUGCUUGGGCAACAUGUCUGCGCUAUCGGUGCUGGACUUGAGAAGAAAUAAUUUCAAUGGGAGUCUACCACCAUUAUGUGGGCACAGCACUUCAUUGACGAACAUCGUCUUGAAUGCUUGGCUAGGAACUCUUGAAGAGUUGCAAGUUCUUAUAUUAAAGUCGAACACGUUCCAUGGACCUGUAAGUACUAGGCAGAAGUUUUGCUUUCCCAGGUUGCGGAUUUUCGAUCUGUCUCAUAAUGAGUUCAGUGGUUCACUGCCUUCAGAAGUUUUUCGAAACUUCAAAGCAAUGAUAAAAAAUGGCACACAUGAAGGUGACUUCAGCUAUAUGGAAGCACCACUUAACUCAAGUUAUGCAGUGUACAAGGAUUCAGUGAGGUUGGUGAUCAAAGGCCAUGAUAUUCAGCUAGAAAAAAUCAGCACAAUUAUGACAGCCAUAGAUCUCUCAAGCAACCAUUUUGAAGGUGUGAUUCCGAAAACACUAAUGGGUCUUGGCUCACUUUGGCUACUCAAUUUAUCCCGUAAUAAUCUCAAAGGUGAUAUUCCAAUUGAGCUGGCGCAUUUGAAUAUGCUUGAAGCGUUAGAUCUCUCUUGGAAUCAGCUCACUGGAAAGGUUCCGCCGGAAUUGACAAGGCUGACAUUUCUGGCAUUCUUGAACCUCUCUCAGAAUCAUCUUGAUGGACCAAUUCCUCGAGGUCUACAAUUCAACACAUUUGAUAAUGACUCGUAUGGUGGCAACCUUGAUUUAUGUGGUCCUCCUUUAUCAAAGCAAUGUGGAACAAGUGAACCAUCGCAUGUUCCUCAACCAUUGGAGUCCGAAGAAGAAGAAAACGAGUCAUACUUUUUAAGUGGAUUUACAUGGGAAUCGGUAGUCAUAGGCUACAGUUGUGGACUUGUUGUUGGAACUGUCUUGUGGAGCCUCAUGUUUAAAGCUCGUAAGCCAAAAUGGGUUGUGGAAUUUCUUGAAGGCGCUUUUCCCAAGAGAAUGAGAAGAGCACAGAAGAGAAGGCUGAGACGGCGGACUUAAUUGACGAUUGAAAGAGUGAACUUUCAGUUUCUGUUUUUUCUCUUUUUAAUUUUCUGUUUGUUUUUUGUAUAUGAUUGAUAGCGAAAUUGUGUGUUACUUUUAAUUUUCUGUUUGUUGUUUGUAUAUGAUUGAUAUCAAUAUAAUUGUAUGUGUUACUUUAUCA